AUGUUCAUUGGUUCACUGGCAACGCCCAAGAUAACUUUUCAAAUCAUCAAGGCUGACUUGGUGAAAGAGUUAUUGGAUGCGGCCCUAGCAACAGGGACACAACGCCGCGUCGAGUGGGUUAUUGGCACCUCAGAGCAGAGAAGGAGCCUCACAUCCAAACCAUUCCCUGGCAACUCAAUAGUGCCGGAGGAGCUUCACCAGCCAAACUUCCACCUCAUGAUCCCUGGGACGUACGUUGCCGAACCCCAAGGCUUAGUAUCAGGUAACGAAGCCUCAUCUGCCGCUAAUUGCAUUGUUCAAUUGGAACUCUGGGUCCACGAAUCUGUAAUGUCCUGCCGGAUCCUUGCAAGGGCAGUAUACCUUAGUGGCAGACUCUUCUGA
Molecule: messenger RNA, 381 nt
Organism: Blastomyces gilchristii SLH14081
Lineage: Eukaryota; Fungi; Ascomycota; Eurotiomycetes; Onygenales; Ajellomycetaceae
Exons: 1
Coding region: 1-381 (126 amino acids)
Source: RefSeq, a predicted model, not a curated record